Molecule: messenger RNA, 3723 nt
Organism: Prionailurus viverrinus (fishing cat)
Lineage: Eukaryota; Metazoa; Chordata; Mammalia; Carnivora; Felidae
Gene: EPB41L4B
Product: erythrocyte membrane protein band 4.1 like 4B
Exons: 25
Coding region: 106-2697 (863 amino acids)
Cellular component (GO): cytoskeleton
Molecular function (GO): cytoskeletal protein binding
Source: RefSeq, a predicted model, not a curated record
GCGGCGCGGGCGGCCGCGGGCACUGACGGCGUCGCGGGGCGCUCCCGGGCGGCGGCGCAGCGGCGGCGGCGCAGGGGGCGGAGGCAGGGGGCGCCCCCAGCCAGGAUGCUGCGGUUCCUGCGCCGGACCUUUGGCCGCCGCUCCAUGCAGCGCUACGCGCGGGGCGCGGCGGGGCGCGGGGCCGCCGGGCUGGGGGACGAGCGCGACGGGGGACCCCGGGGGGGCCCGGCCGCCGCCGCCGCCGCCUCCUCGACGCUGCCCGCGGCUCCGGGGGGCAGCGUGUUCCCGGCCGGCGGCGGGCCCCUGCUCACCGGCGGUGCGGCGGUGCACAUCUCCGCCGCCGGCGCUGCCAAGGCCACCCUGUACUGCCGUGUCUUCCUGCUCGACGGGACUGAAGUGAGCGUGGACCUGCCGAAACAUGCCAAAGGCCAGGAUUUGUUUGAUCAGAUCGUGUACCACUUGGACCUCGUGGAAACAGAUUACUUUGGCCUCCAGUUCCUCGACUCUUCCCAGGUUGCGCACUGGCUGGACCAUUCCAAACCCAUAAAAAAGCAGAUGAAAAUUGGACCUGCUUAUGCUUUGCACUUUCGAGUUAAAUAUUAUUCUUCGGAACCGAACAACCUUCGUGAAGAGUUUACAAGGUACCUGUUUGUUUUACAACUCAGGCAUGACAUUCUUUCAGGAAGACUGAAAUGCCCAUAUGAAACGGCUGUGGAAUUAGCUGCUCUCUGUCUACAAGCGGAGCUGGGGGAGUGUGAGCUUCCAGAACACACGCCAGAGCUUGUGUCUGAGUUUCGGUUCAUUCCAAAUCAGACAGAAGCGAUGGAAUUUGAUAUCUUCCAGAGAUGGAAAGAGUGCAGGGGAAAGAGCCCUGCCCAGGCGGAACUGUCCUAUCUGAAUAAAGCGAAGUGGCUGGAAAUGUAUGGGGUAGACAUGCACGUUGUCAGGGGAAGAGAUGGCUGUGAAUAUUCUCUUGGACUGACCCCGACAGGCAUAUUAAUCUUUGAAGGAGCUAACAAAAUAGGCUUAUUCUUUUGGCCAAAAAUUACCAAGAUGGAUUUUAAAAAGAGCAAAUUGACAUUGGUGGUAGUGGAGGAUGAUGAUCAGGGACGGGAGCAAGAGCACACGUUUGUCUUCCGGCUGGACAGCGCCAGGACCUGUAAGCACCUCUGGAAAUGUGCGGUCGAGCAUCACGCCUUCUUCCGCCUGCGGACGCCGGGAAAUAGCAAAUCGAACAGAUCAGACUUCAUCCGGCUGGGGUCUCGCUUCAGAUUCAGUGGGCGGACAGAGUAUCAAGCCACACAUGGGGCCAGGUUACGGAGAACCAGCACCUUUGAGCGGAAGCCUAGUAAACGCUAUCCAUCCCGGAGACAUUCGACGUUCAAAGCAAGCAACCCAGUGAUAGCGGCUCAGUUCUGCUCUAAAACAAAUCCUGAAGUCCAUAAUUACCAGCCUCAAUACCAUCCCAAUAUCCACCCCAGCCAGCCUCGGUGGCACCCUCACUCUCCAAAUGUAAGCUACCCGCUCCCUUCCCCAGGGCUCAGCAGCGCGGACCGGCUGCCUUUUGGCAUCGAGGAGAACGGGGGCACGCCUUUCACUACCAAAGCUUCAGGAAGGCACCACCACCACCACCACCAGCACCAGCACCACCCAAACUAUGGCCUCUCGCUGACUCUGGAGAACAAGGAGGGGCCUCUGAGAUCCCCAAACUCCAGCAGUAAAUCCCUUACAAAACUGAGUCCAGGAGGACCUGCCCUGUUCAGCGAAGCUGCUGCCCAUCUAAAGAAGCUGGAAUUGGAAACUGUGAAGGCGGCGGGACCCUGGCCUGCUCUGCACAUCAACAUAAAUAAGGCUGAAGAAAAAAAGGUUUCUGAGAAGACUCUUCAGACCCCACUUUUGCCUUCCCCUGUAGCUGAUCACGUGAAGUGUAACAUUUUGAAAGCCCAGCUGGAGAACGCAUCCCGAGUGAGUGCUCAGCAGGUUGGAAAAGAGGAAUCGACGUUUGUAAAUAUCAAUAAGAAAUCCAGUCUGCAGGAUGCUAAAGUAAGAAGUCCUAUUCCUAUACGUGUGGAAACUACCCAACCAGCUGUGGAAAAGCCGGAAAUCAAGCCUCCCCGAGUGAGGAAGUUAACAAGACAAUACAGUUUUAACCGCAGUGAUGAAGAUGACCUCCCUCCCGACCUGGCCGAGGCAGUAGGAGCGUCCACAGCCGCAACCACACACACCACCACGGCCACCACGCAAGUCUCAGCGCCACUGGUGUCCCCCAAGGGCCACAAAGUCAGCUCGCCUCAGAAUUCAGAAGGCAAGGGCCCGCUGUCCCCAGGGGCCAAGAGUCCCUCUGACCGAGGAGGUGCCUUUACGUUGGAGCCAGGCGAUCUCCUGAUGGACUUCACAGAAGCUACUCCUCUGAUAAAAACGUUCCCAGCUGAUCCAGUGACCCCAUUUCCUGAUGCUUUCAUUACAGGGCCACAGUUCGCCGCAGACUUUAGAGACAGUAAGUUACAGUGCUGUCCUGGCCAGUCUUCCCCACUGAUUCCAUCAGUGACCCUGAGGCCUUUGACAGAGACCGUCUCCACCGUGCAGACCAUCUACACCACGCGGAAGCCUGUUUCUCUGGCAGCCAGUGCAGAGACGCUCCGGCAGGAACUGGAAAGAGAGAAAAUGAUGAAAAGACUAUUGAUGACCGAACUGUGAAAUUCUCCCCUUGUUGCCUGGAGGAUGGCAUGGUGCCUUCUGUCCGUUUUCUUUCUUCGGGCUUUGUGUGCUCACUCCAGCACAACACACAGAUGUGUGCUCUGUUCACCAGGUCUCCAUGGCUGGUUGAAGCCAACUUCCGGCUUGACUUUAUUGGAGAAGUUAUUUUCUGUCUUCUGAGUAUUAGAGUUUUUCUGCUACUCAGUAUAGUUGGGACGGGAUUUGGUAAGCCUAGGAGAAGAAAGAUGGGGAAAUGGGAUUCCUUUUUAGUACUACCUGUGUGUAUAUAUUGAUAACCACAGGGGGUUAAUAUGGCACGGAAUCCUUUGCUAUCAGUCCCAACCAUGAUUUUGUAUGAUUGAAACUUGGACCAAGCUUUGACUGUUUGUUAAAGAGUCAUUUUUAAUGAGAGAAUAAUUCUUUACUGCUGGUUUUUCAUUUACACUGGUAAUUAUACAGAUAUUAUGAAGUCCUUAACACUCAUUUUUAUUCAGACAUGAAUCGAUGAACUCAAAAAAAAAAAAAAAAGUUGUGACCACCAGGACUGAAGCACUGUCAGCGAAAUCUGAAAUAUAAUUUAAAUUGUGGGUUUGUUGGAUACAAUAUUAUUUGGGAUAAACAGAACUUUUCACUAAGCCCAAAGUAGGAAAUUAUAGCUUAAAUUGUCUAAAAAUCCUUUACAAAGAUAAGGUGGUUCAAUACCAAGAUCCAUUUGGGUGUUCCAUAAAGGAAAAUUAUUUCUAAAGUUGAUCAAUUCUUGUCCUGUUGAUAGAACCUUGACCAGAUGACACUUUGCUGUCUUUUUAUAUAGUUUCAAGAAAUGUGUUUUUAAAUUUUUAUUAUGCACUUGAACAACUUUGCAGGAAUAAAGGCACCCCCUAACCACAAACUAGCCCUCUAAAUUGUUGCCCAAGCUCCCAAUGAAUAUGCACACGUUUUUUCAUUGUUGUGAUCAGUGUGUAUAUACUCUUUGGUUGUAUUUCCCCAACUAACACAUAUCUUCCCUUUUUAACACAGAUCCUGCUC